AUGGCGUCCUUCACACGCCCACUCGUCAUCUCAGGUCCAAGCGGUGCAGGCAAAAGCACCCUGCUCAACCGUCUCUUCACCGACCAUAAAGACAAAUUCGGGUUCAGCGUUUCCCAUACAACUCGAAAACCACGCGUCGGCGAAGAAGACGGCAAAGCAUACCACUUCGUAGACAAAGAAGCCUUCCUAAAACUACGUAGCGAAAAUGGCUUCAUCGAAACUGCCGAGUUCGCCGGUAACUACUAUGGGACGAGCAAGCUUGCUGUGAAGACUGUUCACGAUGAAGGACGAAGAUGUAUCCUCGAUAUUGAAGCUCAAGUGAAUUUCUUUCGUGAACUAGAAUUAAAAAAACUGAAUGCUCAUUCUUUCUAUGGCGUCCGACAAGUAAAAAACACAGACCUCAACCCCGUAUACUUAUUCAUCUCCCCACCAAACAUGAUAACCCUCCAAAGCCGACUCGCAGGACGAAACACAGACACUCCCGAAGCCAUCCAAAAACGCUUGAAAACAGCCAUCGAGGAAAUCGAAUACGCGAAAACCGGUGCUCAUGAUAUAAUUAUUGUCAAUGAUAACCUUGAAGAAGCAUAUAACAAGUUCGAGAGGGUUGCACUUGGCGAGGAGGUCGAGUCGGACGUUUUACCGGAUAUGAUAAUCGAAGAGAGCGAGCCUGAAGUUAACAACGUGGAAUUGAACGGAGUAUCCUCGAUACCCAACCAAAUUGAAGAAACUCGUGUCUUAUGA
Fomitiporia mediterranea MF3/22 is the source of this 741-nucleotide messenger RNA. Its product is annotated as guanylate kinase. Gene Ontology annotation, molecular function: GMP kinase activity. NCBI's taxonomy places the organism in Eukaryota, Fungi, Basidiomycota, Agaricomycetes, Hymenochaetales, Hymenochaetaceae. The record is from RefSeq and is a predicted model, not a curated record. Bases 1 to 741 code for a protein of 246 amino acids. Gene Ontology annotation, cellular component: cytosol. The transcript is spliced from 3 exons.